UUUUACAUAUAAAACAAAUAUAAACCAUAAUUUUAUAAAAAAAUAAAUGCGAAAUUCAUUUCAGAAAAGAUUAUUUAGUAAUUCUAGAAAAGCAUACUUUUAUAUUAAAGAAAGUUCAAAUGGAUUAAAAAAUGAACAUUUAGAAUUAAACAAAUCAUUCAUUCUAUCUAACGGAGUUCGUAUUGUCUCUAAGGCUAUUCCUGGGCAUUUCUCUACUCUUGGAGUAUAUAUUGACGCAGGUUCAAGAUAUGAAUACGAUUAUAUUAGAGGAGCAAGUCAUUUUAUUGAUAGACUUUCAUUUAAGGCAACAAAAAACAGAAGCGCAGAAAAUAUGAUAAAUAGUCUUGAAUCUUUAGGAGGAAAUUUCAUGUGUUCAUCGUCUAGAGAAUCAUUGAUGUACCAAACGGCAGUUUUUAAUAAUGAUGUAGAAAAUAUGAUCGAAUUGUUAUCAGAAACCGUUCUUGAUCCAAUUAUUACUGAAGAGGAUUUAGAAGAGCAAAAACUUACAAUACAGUACGAAAUUAAUGAAAUAACAUCUAAGCCUGAAUUAAUACUUCCGGAAAUGGUCCAUAUCACUGCUUACAAAAAUAAUACUUUGGGAAACCCCUUAUUAUGUCCAAAAGAAAGACUUCCUUUCAUUUCUCUUUCAACUAUUUCUAAAUAUCGAAGUCUAUUUUAUCGUCCAGAACGUAUGAUUGUUGCAUUUGUAGGAGUUGAACAUAAUAAGGCUAGAGAUUUAGCAGAAAAAUAUUUUGGAGACUUUAAAAAUAAUGAUACGUCUUUCAGUUCUUUUACCCUACAAGAUAAAUCAUUAAAAUUGCCAUUUCAAGAAAAGCAAUUUCCAGAAGAAAUGUUUUUGCCUGCACAUUAUACAGGGGGAAUAAUGAAUAUACCUUUGUCAAAACCAGAUCAAGAAUUUACUCAUAUCUAUAUUGCUUUUGAAGGCAUACCUCUUUCAGAUCCUGAUAUUUAUGCAUUAGCAACUCUUCAAAUUCUUUUAGGAGGAGGAGGAUCUUUUAGUGCCGGAGGUCCUGGUAAAGGAAUGUAUUCAAGACUUUUCUUAAACAUAUUAAAUCAAUAUGGAUGGAUAGAAAGUUGCACAUCAUUUAAUCACAGUUACACUGAUUCAGGGAUUUUUGGAAUAUCUGCAAGUUGUAGACAUGACGCUGUUCAUGCACUAAUUAAUGUUAUUUGUCAAGAAUUGGCAUUUACUAUGCAAAAAGGACGGAAGGGUAUAAAUAAAAUUGAAGUAGAAAGAGCAAAAAAUCAAUUAAGGAGUUCACUUAUGAUGAAUCUAGAAAGUAAAAUGAUUAUCUUAGAAGAUUUAGGAAGACAAGCUCAAACUAUGAAUGAAAAAAAGAUGACUGCGCAAGAAAUGUGUGACAAAAUAUCGUCAUUAACAGUCAAUGAUUUACAAAAAAUUGCAGAAAAAGUUUUUACAGGUUUAGUAAAAAAUAAAGGCCAAGGAACUGGGCAGCCUACAAUUGUAACUCAAGGAAAAGGUGAAAAAGUUAGUAAUGCAAGUGAUAUUAUAAAACGCUAUGGAUUAGGAAAAUAAAUACUAAAUGUUUUUCCCUUAAAUUUCCAAGUGAUAUGCAUG
Pneumocystis carinii B80 is the source of this 1600-nucleotide messenger RNA. RefSeq lists its product as hypothetical. The transcript is spliced from 5 exons. The record is from RefSeq and is a predicted model, not a curated record. Gene Ontology annotation, cellular component: mitochondrion. Gene Ontology annotation, molecular function: metalloendopeptidase activity; metal ion binding. Lineage: Eukaryota; Fungi; Ascomycota; Pneumocystomycetes; Pneumocystales; Pneumocystaceae. Bases 47 to 1558 code for a protein of 503 amino acids.